Messenger RNA from Penicillium salamii, 1701 nucleotides. Lineage: Eukaryota; Fungi; Ascomycota; Eurotiomycetes; Eurotiales; Aspergillaceae. The record is from the annotation of a GenBank genome assembly.
AUGCCGCGAAGAAAAGCCGCAGACCGGACAGGUCCCAUCAAAACUCGAUCCCGCGAUGGUUGCAAAGAAUGCCGCACGAGCCGAGUCCGUUGCGAUACCAAGAAGCCCAUAUGCACACGCUGCUGGGAGAAAGGGUUGCCAUGCACCAAAAAUCUGGUCCUGAAAUGGGAGUCGGAAUUCACCAGCCGGGGGAUGGCCUUCGGACGUGCUGGUGUGUGGAGCAAAGCAGGGGGUAAUCAGCCCACGCCUGGCUCCCUUUCUUCGAAUGAAGUGCAUGAGUGGCGCCCGUUGCCGACGGUUAGCCCCUGGGGGUUUAUUAACAGCAGUCUUGCAACAUUCGAACGCCCGGAUGAAGUGGAUGUUGAUUUCAACGAGCUCAACGAGCUAAUCUCGGUUACUCAAGGCUCCCAGGACACAACAGACCAACUUUGGUCUUGGUUGCGACAUUUUCCACAUCUUGCCGAAAUCACUGCGACCUACAAUCUCACUCUUCCACCAUCUCUUGCAUUAUUUCCCGAGCUUUCUCAAUCGGGUCAUGGGGAGCUAUUUGAUUAUUAUCUCCAGCAAGUCUGCCCCCGGACUGCUGCCAGCUCUACGACUUCGUCGCCAUUCGCAUCGGUGAUUCUACCCUUCUGCCUAUCCGCCUCCCCUACUCUGUUCAAAGCGAUUCAGGCACUGGGGGCAUGUCACUGGUCAAGGCUCAAUCCAAGCUAUGGCUCCAUCGGCCUGCGCUAUAAAUCGGAAGCUCUGAGAGAUCUUCGCCAACGUCUUUCGUCCGAGGGGACACUGACAUGCUCGAUGGAUCCCGAAGUGCUCGUGAUCAUGAUUAUGCUCUGUCUCUACGAGAUAGUGGACAAAUGCGACCAACAGUGGACCAUUCAUCUUAAGGGUGCCAAUGAUUUGAUCCGACUCCGGAGAAAGCAGCAAACUGCACUGUCUAAAUCCACGGUCCCGUCAGAUCCUGUCACGAGUUUUGCAGAGCAAUUCUUCGCCUUCCAGGAUGUCAUGGGUCGCACUGCUUGUGCCAAGGAGGUAUUGUUUGGCACUGACUACUGGAAGCCCGACGAACGCAACAUCGAUCUUUGGAUGGGCUGUAGUCCCGAGCUGGUCUCUAUCUUGGCCAAGAUUACAGAUAUGAGCCGAACAAGGCGACAAUACACCUCUGAAGAAGACAAGUCAACCUACUUCAUGCGAGCCGCCUCUCUUGAAAGACAGUUAGAAAGCUUGGUCCAAGAGGUGGGGGAUGGUGAGGAUGAGGUCCUUGCAAUCGUUGCAGAUGCCAAACGCCUAGCAGCCAUGCUGUAUUUACACUGUGCUUUGUAUGGGUCCGAUCCCACUACACCCUUGGUGAAAAGCUAUGUGCGCCAGAUCCUGCGCCUCAUAUUAAAUCUUCUUGAUCGCCAAUCGACUGCCAAUGUCGCAUGGCCAGUCUUUGUGGCCUCUGUUGAGCUUGACCCCUCUGAUGAUGAACUCAACCCAGGCUCCGAGACAGACUCGGGUUCGGGACGGGCGAUUGUGUUGCGCUCUUUGGCCACAAUGGCGGACUCGACAAUCUCCAACAUUGCUAGAACACGUGCCGUGAUCACGAAGCUGUGGCAAACGCGUGAUUCUGAUAUGAUAAAGGGAGCGGCUCCCCAAAAUCAUUGUAAUGACUGGGAAUGGCAUGUAGUGCCUAUCAGUAAUGCCAUGAGCCUCGCCUGA